Messenger RNA from Rhizopus microsporus ATCC 52813, 2504 nucleotides. RefSeq lists its product as uncharacterized. Bases 26 to 2278 code for a protein of 750 amino acids. Lineage: Eukaryota; Fungi; Mucoromycota; Mucoromycetes; Mucorales; Rhizopodaceae. Gene Ontology annotation, molecular function: sodium:proton antiporter activity. Gene Ontology annotation, cellular component: plasma membrane. Gene Ontology annotation, biological process: regulation of membrane potential; proton export across plasma membrane; sodium ion export across plasma membrane. The record is from RefSeq and is a predicted model, not a curated record. The transcript has 9 exons.
UUUUUUUUUUUUUUACAUAAACGUAAUGGCACUCCAUGUUAUACCUGGUGAAUUCUCAACAUUCACAAUUGCCAUUGCUAUUCUAAGUGGCUUUACUUUAUUCUUUGGAUAUGUGUCUAUGUUUGUAAAAGAAAGAUGUUUUUUAUCAGAAGCUUUCGUUGCCCUUAUUGUGGGUAUUAUUGCAGGACCAUUGGUAUCUAAUGGAUUUGAUCCACUUAGCUGGGCAGAUCAUGACGAGAUAACCAAAGAGUUAACAAGAUGUAUUUUAGCAAUCCAAGUCUUGGCCGUCGGUAUUGAAUUACCAAAAUACUAUAUGAAAAAAGAAUGGUUGACUAUGUUUAUGCUCUUGGUACCUACUAUGAUCUUUAUGUGGUUAAUUAGCGGAUUAUUCAUCUGGUGGAUGAUUCCACCUAUCAAUUAUUUAAACGCACUCGUCAUCGCAGCCUGUGUUUGUCCAACUGAUCCAAUCUUGGCCAACUCUGUUGUUAAAGGUCGCUUUGCCGAAAAGCAUGUACCAGCACAUAUUCGAAAUGCACUCUCUGCUGAAAGGUACACCAAGACUAUAGAUUACACCAUCAACAUAUACUUAUUUCUGUAUAGUGGAGCUAAUGACGGCAUGGGAUUCCCAUUUCUAUUUUUGGCAUUAUUCUUAAUUAGUGAAAAUAAUGUAGGUACUGCAAUUGGUAAAUGGAUCUAUAUCACUUGUCUCUUUCAAAUCGCCCUUUCUUGUAUUAUUGGGCUUGUCGUUGGCUAUAUCGCUAGAAAGAUUUUGCAAUGGUCAGAAAGAAAUCAUUUGAUCGAUAAACCAUCCUUUCUUUGCUUUGGUAUUGCUUUGGCUUUGUUCUUGAUGAGCAUGACGGGAUUCUCUGGAAGUGAUGAUCUAUUAGCAUGCUUUGUCGCAGGCAAUGCAUUCUCAUGGGAUGAUUGGUUCAGACAGGAAACAGAGGAAGCUCACUUUCAAGAGGUUAUUGAUAUGAUGCUCAAUUUAGCCGUAUUUGUGUACAUUGGUGCCAUCAUCCCUUGGUCCCAGUUUGGUAACUCUGCCAUAGGAUUAGCCCCUUGGCGUUUAGUUGUCAUUGCUAUCUUGAUCCUUGUCUUUAGACGACUCCCCAUUUUAAUUCUCCUAAAGCCUGUGAUGCCGUCGAUGAAGACAUACCGAGAAGCCGUAUUCAGUGGCUGGUUUGGUCCUAUGGGUGUUGGUGCCGUCUUUUUAUCGAUUGUUGCCAAAGAAGAAAUGACUGCAAUCUAUAGCGAGUCAGAGACACAGCCAGUGACAAUCGAAUUGAUCGGGCCCGUCGUGCUCUUUAUCGUCCUUUCAUCUACCCUUGUGCAUGGCACGACGAUUCCAUUAUUCAAGAUCGGUAACCGUAUUCGUACACGAACACUCUCGAUUGCCAGCACAGGCAGUGGUGGACAGGUGCUUCGAUUACCUAAGCUUCAGUUUGGUCAACAGAUCAGUUUUAGUCGACGAAGCGAGGAAAAUAUACAACAACAGGCUGAAAAUAAGGAAGCCAUGAGUCAAUUGAAGAGAAACACGCUGAGAAAUACAAAUCAACCUCAACCACCAGAGGCAUCACCUAAUAGCUAUGCUGUCCAGAUGCAAGAAGAAGAAGAUAAUUUGCCAGAAGAAGAUUUCUUACCUGACGAAUCUGAUGAGACAGAGGUAGGCACUGAUUCAGGUAGAACGAGCGAUCAGUCCAAGCCAAAGCAUAUACAACCUACAGGGACUGAACCACAAAGCAUUCGGUUCCUCGAACCUGUGAACCCAAGAAUGAGUACGUCGUACAAUACCAACAUUGAAAGAAACGAGGCAAGUGUAUCAAGUUUUAAGAGUUGGAUGAAUAGAAAUAAGCCUACAGAUCAUGCAGUACAAACCGAGGAAACAUCAUCAGCAGGAGGAGGAGGAGGAUUACGAAAUCUGUUCCGUAGAAAUAAGGAACCUGCUGAACGUAAAGCAAGUACCGAGUCACCGAUCAACGCGGAAGGAGGCAAUCAAAGAACAUUAGACACAUUAAAAGAAAUAUUUGAAACACAUCAUCCUCAUCUACUUCAUCAUCCACAUCAUCCUGAACAACGACGAAAGGUAGAUUUGGGUAUUGAUCACUUAAGUCCAGAGAUCGAAGUGUGGAAUGAAACGCAUCAUAUAAUAGUAGAAAAUAAGAAUGAUGCGGCAUCACAAAUUUGUAUUAGUAAAUCAGAACCAGAAUGGAUCAAUAAGUUGAAGGAUGCAAUCAAAGAGUUACAGUUAUCCAUUGAUCAAUCUACACAUGAAGAAUAAUAAUAUAUAAGCUUUGUAUUAUAUAAAUACACUUUAGAAAUAUGGAGAAGAGGAACAAUUGUACUUAAUAAACUACUUCUUCUUUAUCCCCUUUUGAUGAUCUAUUCUUUCUAUUUUUAAAUAGACAAUCUGCUAUUGAAUUAAAUGAGGCUUUGUUUUAAUGAAAUCUUUGCAUUUCAAUGGCAAAAAAAGGGAAAAAAUAGUCGGGGGAUCAUAUAAAUGGAGG